AUCCGGGGCAGCGGAGAUGGAAGAGGAGGUCCUUCCGGCCAUUCAUCGCGCGCGGUAGUCGCACUUCUUCGCGAGUAUCGGAGCGGCCUAGUCGUGGGCUGUUGCUCCGCGCUCAAUUUUUUUAAAAAACAUUAUCGUGUAGCCCUCGCUCGUCUUUGGUUUUCUGUCCCCGGCGAGUGUUCGGCCUGCUUUCGUUUCAGUCCAUCCGCCGCCAUGAAGCUUGUGAGGUUUCUCAUGAAACUUAGCCAUGAGACUGUGACAAUUGAACUGAAGAAUGGAACCCAAGUACAUGGAACAAUCACAGGUGUGGAUGUCAGUAUGAAUACCCAUCUUAAAGCUGUGAAGAUGACUUUGAAGAACAGAGAACCUGUCCAGCUGGAGACUUUGAGUAUUCGAGGGAAUAAUAUUAGAUACUUCAUUUUGCCAGACAGUUUGCCCCUAGAUACUUUGCUGGUGGAUGUUGAACCAAAAGUUAAAUCGAAGAAAAGGGAAGCAGUUGCAGGAAGAGGACGUGGUAGAGGUCGUGGCAGAGGAAGAGGUCGUGGUCGAGGAAGAGGAGGUCCUAGGCGAUAAUUUCUUUACAGCCACUGAAAAAUGCCCAGCAACUUUGGUUUGUUUGUUUGUUUUUGUACAGGUUGUAUUCAGUGUCAGUUUUUAAUAAACAAGUAUGAAAACUUCUCCAGUUUAUGUACCUGUGCAUGUGAC
Messenger RNA from Gekko japonicus, 705 nucleotides. It is a transcript of the gene SNRPD1, whose product is annotated as small nuclear ribonucleoprotein D1 polypeptide. The transcript has 4 exons. Bases 214 to 573 code for a protein of 119 amino acids. The record is from RefSeq and is a predicted model, not a curated record. Gene Ontology annotation, biological process: RNA processing; spliceosomal snRNP assembly. NCBI's taxonomy places the organism in Eukaryota, Metazoa, Chordata, Lepidosauria, Squamata, Gekkonidae. Gene Ontology annotation, cellular component: SMN-Sm protein complex; U4 snRNP; U2 snRNP. Gene Ontology annotation, molecular function: RNA binding.